Molecule: messenger RNA, 1392 nt
Organism: Dromaius novaehollandiae (emu)
Lineage: Eukaryota; Metazoa; Chordata; Aves; Casuariiformes; Dromaiidae
Gene: ORC6
Product: origin recognition complex subunit 6
Exons: 7
Coding region: 65-874 (269 amino acids)
Biological process (GO): DNA replication initiation; DNA replication
Cellular component (GO): nuclear origin of replication recognition complex
Molecular function (GO): DNA binding
Source: RefSeq, a predicted model, not a curated record
GGGGGCGGGGGCGGGGGCGGGAGCGCGAGCGGGGGCGGCGCGCGCGGCGGCGGCGGUUGGGCGCAUGGAGCGCGGCGCGGUGCGGCGCUUCGCCGCCCAGCUGGGCCUCGCCGAGCCCGGCGUCAUCAGGAAGGCUGAGGAGUACCUGCGGCUGUCCCAGGUGAAGUGCGCGGGAUUCAUGGCGCAGCUGACAGCGACGAGCAGUGCCGUGAUGUGCCUGGACCUAGCAGCUAGCUUCAUGAAGCAACCAGCGGACAAAAGCUCCUUUGUUAAACUCUCUGGUUUGAACAAGACAACUUACCUGAGCUCCGUGAAGUCUUUGGAGUGUUUGCUAGGGGUGAACUCCAGACUGGGAAUACGAGACUUAGCUGUGCAGUUCUGUUGCACGGAGGCAGUGAGCACCGCUUCAAAAAUAUUACAGAGGUAUGAAUCUAGCCUCUCUGAAGUACAGCAAACGGACCUUGAUUUCUCAAAGCCACUGUUUACAACAGCUGCACUAUUCACUGCAUGCAGGCAGUUGAAGAUAAAAGUAGACAAGUCUAAAAUGGUGGCUACAUCUGGGGUGAAAAAAGCAAUAUUUGAGCGGCUGUGCAGUCAGCUGGAGAAGAUGAGUCAGCAACUCAGCAAAGAUGAUGUUCCUUUGGCUGCUGAGACACCUGAAAGCCUGCAGACCAAGCUGGAGCACUGUGAGAAGGAAGAUGAAUCUGAAGAUGAUGAUGAUGAGAUGCCAUGUAAACGGCCAAAGACUGAAACAAAGCAAGACUAUGAAGAGUGGAAAAAGAGAAUCCUGGAAAAUGCUGCUAAGGCACAAAAGACAAAUAGGAGUACUGCCUCUAAAGUGCCAUCUAGCAAUAUCACUGCUGCUUGCUCCUAAUUUUAACUCCCCUUCCACUCUAAGAAGACUUCAGUAGCAUGUGGAGCAGUGGUUGGCUCAUAGCCAACUAGUUUUAUUUAUGAGAUAGUUUUUAAAAUAUUUAAGAAUGUUUUUAUUAAAUGACACCAGAAUUAUGGUGAUUUUGCAAGAAUAAGCAUCUUUGGAACACUAGCAAGGCUGGUGCCUGAGCAGCUAUGGCAUUAGGUGGUAGGAUAGCUCAAUUUCUCUCACUGCAAGGAGGUAACAUUUUAAUGCAACGUUAAGUGUAAGUUACAAGUUACUUGCCUUUGUGCCUCUGGCUGGAAGUAGCCAGUAAAAAAAAGAGAAAGGGAAUUAGUGCCUUGUUAACAGCAAAAAUAUUAAAGAGUUUGAUAAACUGUUUUUACUGCCAAAGAAGUACUGUUCAGAUGCUGAAGUUGACAUGGUUUUUAUGAUCUGUGUGGGACCAAUGCCUCUUAUACAUGUAAGGGGCCCCAAAUAGUCCAAGAAACAAUAAAGAUACCUGGGGGAAAACUUGG